This is a messenger RNA of Hippoglossus stenolepis (Pacific halibut), 4107 nucleotides long. RefSeq names its product DNA-damage inducible protein 2 (gene ddi2). The transcript has 9 exons. Gene Ontology annotation, molecular function: aspartic-type endopeptidase activity; protein binding. Bases 279 to 3068 code for a protein of 929 amino acids. NCBI's taxonomy places the organism in Eukaryota, Metazoa, Chordata, Actinopteri, Pleuronectiformes, Pleuronectidae. Gene Ontology annotation, biological process: proteolysis. The record is from RefSeq and is a predicted model, not a curated record.
GUAAACCAGCCGGAUGAAAUGCGGCACCUCUGAGCAAUAUGUGAUGUUGUUUAGUUAAAAGAGAAACUGUCACAUCAGGCUCGUGCUUAGUAAGCGCCAAGCAGUCACCGUGUUCGCGUUGCUUUGCCCCGUCACGCUACUUCCGCUCCUGAAACACGUCUUUACGUUCGGGCAGGAAUCUAAAGAAUAACUGGGGCUUUUCCUCUGUGAAACUACAUUAACCGCAGUCUGUCACAGCGGGUUCGUCCGGUGAUCGCGCCCCUCUCCUCCGACAAACGAUGCUGGUCACCGUGUUCUGCGCUCCGAGGGACCGACCAGAAACCACCUUCGCCCUCGAUGUGUCCCCGGAGCUGGAGCUGAGAGACUUUGUGGCACUUUGUGAGCUGGAGUCCGGGAUCCCAGCGGCGGAGAUCCAGAUCACAUAUGUAGAACAGACCCUUAAAGACCCCACUCGUGCCUUGGGGACCUAUGGUGUUAAAGAUGGAGAUGUGGUGGUUCUCAGGCAAGCUGACAGAAGGCCACCACCAACACAGCCAGCCUUUCCAGGUCUGCCCCAUAUCGACUUUCGCUCCAUCACAGUCCCGGGCACCUCUGCAUCAACCAGUCAGCGUAGUGCCAUCAGGCCACACCAACAGGCUCCACCACAGCAGCAGUCACCGCCGCAGCCACAGCCUCAGCCCCUGCCCCAGCCGCAGCCGCAGCCGCAACCGCAGCCUGCUGCUCAAUCUUCCACGCCAACAGCCUUUCGCGGCUCCUCUCCUCAGGGGCUGGACGACCCUGCCUUACUCCAGCAGAUGCUGUUAUCCAAUCCCCAUGAGCUUUCACUCCUGAAGGAGCGAAACCCACCGCUUGCUGAGGCCCUUCUCAGCGGAGACCUGGAACGUUUCACCAAAGUGCUGCUGGAGCAACAGCAGGAUCGAGCUAAGAGAGAGCAAGAGAGGAUCAGACUUCUUACUGCUGAUCCUUUUGAUUUGGAUGCACAAGCAAAGAUAGAGGAGGAUAUUAGGCAGCACAAUGUGGAAGAAAACAUGACAAUUGCAAUGGAGGAGGCCCCAGAAAGCUUUGGCCAGGUGGUUAUGCUCUACAUUAACUGCAGAGUCAAUGGCCACCCUGUGAAAGCUUUCGUUGACUCAGGGGCUCAGAUGACCAUCAUGAGCCAAGCAUGUGCUGAGCGCUGCAAUAUUAUGCGGCUGGUGGACCGACGCUGGGCCGGGAUCGCUAAGGGUGUGGGCACCCAGAAGAUCAUUGGCAGAGUUCACUUGGCUCAGGUCCAGAUAGAAGGGGACUACCUUCCUUGUUCUUUCUCCAUCUUGGAAGACCAACCGAUGGACAUGCUGCUUGGCCUGGAUAUGCUGAAGAGACACCAGUGUGCUAUUGAUCUGAAGAAGAACUUGCUGCUAAUAGGCACUACGGGCACUGAAACCCGUUUCCUGUCUGAGGCGGAGCUGCCAGAGUGCGCCCGACUGGCAUACGGAGCAGAGGGUCGUGAAGACGCCCGUCCAGAUGAGAUAGCUGACAGGGAACUGGCAGAGGCUCUUCAGAGGUCCAUACAAGAAAGCGACACUGCAGAUGGACAAACUACCUCACCACAGCCCCCAUCAUUUACAUUACCCAGAACCUUAGACCAAAUGUCCUCAUCCACCUCCCCCACCCAAGGCCCUUCCUCUGGCCAGCCACAAACCGUGGAACCCUCUCAGUCUGCCCCAGCCGCCAUGGAGCAGGCCUCAGCACCAGGGCAGAGCCAGGACCAACAUGGCGUUCAGGAGCUUCCUCAACCUUUGUGCCCCGCAGAGGCUGCUGGUUCUACAACUCAUCAGGUCCAACCUCACCCUCUGCCGCUCCAUAGCAAUUCCGAAAUGUCCCCUGUACCCAGUCCAUCAACAGACGUCCUCCCAACACAGUCCCCUCCUGCAGACAUGACAACAUCGUCCCAGUAUCCAGAGGGUGAGGAACAUUGUACAGCCUCAGAGGGUGAUGCUGAAUCAUUUGAGGUACUGAACAGCUCAAUGACCUCCCAACCAGAGGAACUAUCCCCCAUUCAACCCAUGGAGCAGGAGACGAUUGAGCCCCACACCGCUAAUUCCACUGAAGCCUGUCAGAGUGCUGCUAGCCAACCGGACUCAGUUGAAAUGGAGUCUCCCACCGCAUCCCACGGCGAGGUGACCACCGAGAGGGACCCACCUGAAGCAGAGCGCCGCUCCAGCUCCGACAGCAUCCCCUCGCUGGCAGCAGCUCUGAUGGAGCUCCACGAGCUGCUGGUAACCAACAGCUGUGCUCAGUCCCAAAGCCGCAGCACCUCCUGCUCCCCGUCACAUCCCUUCAGACAGGACGCAGACGAAUUGGUCACCGAGCCCCGCACCCCAACACCUGAAGACACCCAGCCUACCCCCUCCACUGCUAUUACUAUUACAUCUGGUGCAGAACCAAGCGAUGCCAAAGCCAACCAUGCUGCUGCUGUGUCUGAUGAGGGACCAUCUAAGUGUCUUGUGUCCGACCUCUCUGGCCAGGAUGAGUAUCUUGGUGGAGAUGAAGCAGAGACUGUGGAGGAACAAGGGCCACCUCAGCAUCCAGAUGGCUCUGGGGAGAGGGGGGCAGAUAGAAGUGGGAUAAAUGAAGUCGGUAACAUCAGCAUCUCUCAGCCUGAGCCAGAGGCACCUCCUGAUCCUGCUGCAGACCCGGAGCUCAGGGAACCUCCUGAGGGGCAGCAGGGGACAGUGGCAGCAGAUGGACAAGCCUCUGGCACCAACAGCCCAGACACUCUUGGCCCCCAGACUGAUCAGACAUUUCUCAGCCCUCUGUCAAUAACAGCUGGCUCAUCUGAGGAAGUCUCUAGCACCACGUCCUCCUGUGUCCCUCCUCUUGCUCAGGCUGCCCAGCCUUCAUCUGCAGCCCCUCGUCACCCGUCUCCACAUCCCUUUACAGAACCAUUUCCUGCUGAGCACAUCCAGAGAAUCCAGGCAGCUGGCUUUUCUGCCAGGGAGGCUGCAGAGGCACUGGAACAAGCCCAUGGGGUUGUGGAGCUAGCUCUGCUGGCACUACUAGCCCGCAGUAUCACUGUGCCCACCUAGACUCAACCACUCGUGUGAGUCCCCGGCCUCUGAACUCAGCAUCUGUCUUAUUUAUACCUUGUUACUGAUCCAGAUGUCUCAGCUCCUUUUUACCAGGGAGCACAUCUAAACACAGGGAAAUGCUGUCUCUUGGUUUGUCAUGAAGAAUAUCCAAGAACAAACAGGACAACCGCUAAUUCUUUUCUGGAUAUGUGAGGUGUGUUUGCAUGCAGAUGUUUUGGUGCCCACCCAUUUCAUUUGUUUUUAGAGAUUUGGUAUUAUAGAUAGAUUUUCUUCUUUAUUUGUUGUCCAACUUUGACAUUUUAUUAAAUGCCCAAUAUAUAAAUGGUUCUUGAACCGCUAAACUUUGUUAUAAUUUGUCAUUAAAGCAGCAUCAUUUCUACACCCCAUGCUGGACUGCCCCAGUCUGGUGAGCUUUAGAUCAUUCAGCACAAACAUGGCUAUUUGAAACGAUUUGCUGAUUUUUCUUCUUUUUUUUGUUGUUGAUUUUAUGUUCGUUGCCCCGUCAAUUUACAAAUCAGAACCUGUUCAUGGAGAAGCUGCAGUUUAGUAGGGUUGAUCAUUUCUGAUACAGUUUACAAAUCACACACAAGAGGAAACCCCUAAAUUCACAGCCAUUCUCACACUGAAAUAUUGAGUGAGCCACACGUGUGUAUGUCUGUGUUGAAGUAUGAUCAUCAUUUUUUGAAUCCAGUUUGUGUAUUGGAGAAGGGAUCUUGUACUGUAUGUAUCAUUCUCCACAGUUUGAAUGCGCUGCCAUGUAUUGAUUACAUAUCUGUUUGUAGCUCCUGUUCAGAAAGUCCAUGUUGUGUCAAAUCAUCCUAGUGUGUGUUCAUACCUUUAAACGCAUCCACUUUCAUUUUGUAAUCUGUUAGAAUUUAGCCAUUCGCAACUGUCAAAUCUUUUGUCACUACUUUCAUCGUAUUAUCAAGGAUUUUAAUGGCUUUAUUUGAGUCAAGCACCGACAAUGUUCAGGCAGAUCGAAUUAUUUACUUUUAUGAAAUUUUAAAUUGCAAAUAAAAUGGAACUAGUAUUUGUA